AUGUCAACGACAAACGGGACAUCUACUGCAUCUGACAGGACAGAUGCGGAAACUGAAGACGCAGGUGAGCAGAUAAACACAGAGGAUAACCAGAUAGAGAAAGAAGUACACGAUGAAGACGAAGAAGGAAGAAGUGAACUAUGCAGUCUGCAAGAGGAUAUUGCAGAUUCACAAGUUUACACAGCCACAUCACUGUCUGUCAUUUCCAAGGAGACCAGAACCAAAACUCACCCACUGGUCCUUGAUUGGGCUUAUGGGAUGAACCAAACUCUACCUGUUCUCAGUCUGCAGGAUGAAGACAGACUUGUCAUCUUGUACAUUUGUGCCCAUGUUGCUGUCAUGUAUGAUCACACAUCCAAUGCUCAGCAUCUUUUACAAGGCCACUGCAGUCCAAUCACAUGUUUGUGUGCAAGUGAAGACAGACGCUGGCUUGUGACAGCUGACAUGGGCCAGGAGAGUCUAGUUAUCAUAUGGGAUGCUUAUACAGGGAUUCCUGUGCGGACAUUGUUUGACUGUCAUCCAGAGGGUGGAGUUUCUGCCAUGGCCCUAUCAAAGGAUUCAAAAUACCUGGUGACUGUUGGAGCUGCAGCAGUACAGCGCGUGUGUAUUUGGAACUGGACAGAUGAAAGUGAAAGCCCAGAAUGUCAAGUUGACCUCAGCCCAAAAUAUGGUUGCCAGAGUCAACUACUUUUCAAUCCCUUUGACAACACACAGUUGGUCAGCAACAGCAGCACUCAGGUUCUCUUCUAUAACUGGGAAAGGGGACAUCUGGAAUACUCAGCUCCUGAAAUUACUGACAAGACCUUCAAUAUGGUGCUAGGUUCCCUGAGCCAGUCCAUCUUCCACUAUGAUGGUGUGCUGGCUUUUACAGCCACCUCAGCUGGGAAUAUAGUUCUCUGGGACAAGCAGACUCAAUCUGUCUCUCGUCACCCAGUAGUGAGGAAAGCCGUAAAGCUUGUGCCUCUCCAGAAGGAAGCAAUCACUGUACUGACUUUGAUUGACAGUUUUAUAGUAACAGGCGAUGUGAAUGGCCACAUCAAAUUCUAUGAUGGAAAUCUCAAGCUCAUCAACGUGUACAAUGAGUUUAGCUUGGAUCCUAUCAGAUCCAUCUCCUUUUCCAAAGAAAAGCCCUCCAUUAGCGACCUGGGAUAUCCAAAAGACUGCACACUGAAUGCCAAGCCAUUUGUCAUAAGAAAUUUUGUUCUCUCCACAACUCAUGCAACUGCAGUACAUGUAAACGCACAGAGAAAUGUUCCACAGACCCUUCUAAAGGAACAUGUAGAACCUCUAGAAGCAGUUGCCUGCCAUCCUAAACAGCCACUAGUAGCUAUGGGCAGCCACAGUGGCACCAUUAAGGUUUGGGAUUAUGAGCAUAAAAAAGCAGCCUGCAGCAGGGUCUUCCAGCCCCACAAACAGAUCCAGUGUAUUACCUACGAUCCACAAGGUUUUUACCUGGCAGUGGGCUUUGCCAGUGGGGCUUUGCAGAUUGUUGACGCCUGUACACUUCAGAGUGAUGGUAAAGAGGGUUUGCACUACAGUCAGGACAGCAUUACCCAUCUAACUUUUUCCCAGGACUCACGCUACCUGGCUGCCGCAGACACUGGAAAAGCUGUGACGUUGCUCCGUCGAUGUAAAGAGGGGACCCAGGAGGUUUGGAAAUACCAGGGCAGGCACCACUCGCAUUAUAAACCCAUUCAGGACCUGCUGUUUGGGGUGGAUUUAGACAGCAGUCAGCCUCGCCUCCUCUCUCUUGGCAUGGAUCGCUGGCUGGUGGAGUAUGAUCUGCAGAAUAGUGGUGAAGAUGGGUUGUUGAUUUUGAGUUCUGAACGUAUCGAGCAGAGUGCUGUGCCCACCUGCAUGAUGUGGUAUCCUCCUCUGACACCUGAACACUUCCUCCUUACAGCUUCCAACCUGUAUAAGAUGAAGCUCUUCAAUGCUACCUCCAAAAUGUGCAGGUUUGCUGAUUGUAACUGUAUUUGCCACCUCACAAUUCUGUUGUUACAUUUGCAUAUAUGCAGAUCAUUGGAGGCAUCAGCUGCUCUUGGAGGGAAAGACAUGCUGCCCUUCUACAAUCUUCUGGAGGGAGGGAGAGAUGGACAGCUCUUCAGGGAAAUGGAGGAAUAUUUUUACUACUGUCAACUACAAAAUCAGGACCUUGACACCAUGGAUACACGGCUUGUGUCCACAUGCAUACCUCUAGCUGAUGUGCCCUUCUUAAUGAGAGCGCUUGGCUUCUAUCCAACAGAGCAAGAGCUGGAAGACAUGCAAAAUGAGGUGAAGUUCAGCCGCUAUGCUGAGACCAGAAAUUACGUGACAGACAUCGAUUUGGAGGAGUUCAUUAAGCUGUAUGUCAACCACAGACCUGCCUCUGGCAUUGCCAGACAGGAGCUGUGCAAUGCCUUCCAGGUGCUUGGAAAGCCAGACGAAAGGGGCAGAUAUACAAUUGACAGAGACGAACUGCUGGAGUUACUGCAGGCUAGAGGUGAACAUAUGACCGAUGAUGACUUGGCUGAAUGCUUUACAACUCUUGUAGGUAUUAGUGGAGAGGGAGCCAGUUGCACAGAAUCUCUAUUUGAGAGCGUGCUGCCUCCUGAAAUCAGCAUGGAGACAUUUGCCACAGAUAUCUUGGGGUUUUCUGCAGCAACCCAGGAACUUCCUCAAGAACAUGGGCACGAUCUGUAACAUCUG
This is a messenger RNA of Sinocyclocheilus anshuiensis, 2688 nucleotides long. RefSeq names its product WD repeat-containing protein 66-like. Gene Ontology annotation, molecular function: protein binding. The transcript is spliced from 18 exons. NCBI's taxonomy places the organism in Eukaryota, Metazoa, Chordata, Actinopteri, Cypriniformes, Cyprinidae. Gene Ontology annotation, cellular component: sperm flagellum. The record is from RefSeq and is a predicted model, not a curated record. The coding region runs from base 1 to 2682 and encodes 893 amino acids.